UGCACCAGCAUAGGAAAAUAUUCAAACUUAAUCACAGAAGGAAAGGAAACGACCAAGUUACAAGUAUUUAAAUUCAUCGCUGUUUAUUCGUCCCUGUGAGGAUGAGUAUGAGAAACCAGAGAAUUUCGAUUUCUUCAUUCAGACAGGAAAUUGCAUCAUUUCAGUAACUUUGCAUCGUUAACUGUCAGUGCAAAUCAGUGCGUUUGAGCAAAAUUACAGUCAACAGGAACAAGCAAAGCAAAUCGCAGCAGGAAAAUAAAACUACGGAAAACAUGCUGCCCAAGUGAGGUGUUCCACGAAUUAAUUCAUCUUUCAUCCGUUGGGCGAACUAAAAAUCGUGUAGUAAAAAAGAAUAAAUAAGUUGCAAAUUUAAAAACAUCUACAUUUUUGUUCGCCGUAGUCGUCGUCCCUUUUCUGGACCUGGCUGCUCUGAUGGCAAAAAGUGGUCGGACCGGACCCCAAAAGUAUUCCAUUCCAUAAUAAAAGAUUGCGCGAAAGAUUGCAGUUAAAAAUAUCGGAGGAAGAGGUGGCCUGUGAAGCCCUGCUGUAGCGAAGAAUUUGCAGCGAAAUUAAGGGAAACGGACGCCGGAUCCAGCGAAAAGGCACACAGAAAACAAGCGAAUCUUUUGAAGCUCUCGAUUUGUGUUUUUUGCCCCUCUUUAUCAACGAGCCAACAAAAGACCAUAGCGGAAAACCAAGAGAACAACGACAGUCCAGGAAAGAAAAUUAUAUAAUGGACAAAUUUUUUGCAGCUGUAUCAUUAUUUCGUCGUCGAAAAUAUGAUGAGUGUAUCGAGGUGUGCAACGAGCUGCUGCAGAAUAAUGCCCUUCAUCAAGGUCCUUGGGAGCUGAAGAUGCGAUCUAUGACCCAGCGAGUGUACAUCGACGACAUCGAGGCAGACGACGAUGUGGCAGAGGAUAUUUUGGACACACAGACCAUCGCAACGGCUCCAAGACCGGGCACCUCGAUUCGGACAGCGGCUGCCGUGGCUUCUGCAACGACGGCCUCGGGAAAGACAACGGCAGCUGGUGCCCGGCCUCGCACUGGUACCGGGAGACCAAUUACCGGCAUUUCCCGACCUGGAACGCUUUCGCUGCAGCGACCUGGGUCCACUCUUGGCAACAAAUCUGCACUGAAAACCGCAAGAACCGCAGGAUCUGCCAGGAAUAUGCGUCUCGGGUCGGCCUCAAUGUUUGCCGUUGGCGAUCCAACCGGGCCACUGUUUCACAUCUCACGUUUGCAUCCGGAUAAGUACGCCGAGAAGGAUUCCAUUUCGAAACCACUGUUUCAGUACCUGUACUACCACGAGGGUGAAAUUCGGAAGGCGAUGGCACUUUGCGAUGCGGUUCUGAGCACUAAACGAUCCGCUGCCGGCUGGUGGUGGAAUACCCAGAAAGCACGCUGUCUGAUUACAACCGGCAGUCCCAGGGAAGCUGAGCAGUUCCUUAGAACGGCUCUCAACGAACUGUACCAUCCGGAUACGGUGCUGCUUCUCGCUCGAAUCUACAUCAAAAUUGACCAACCAACAGCCGCACUGGAAAUAUGUAAAAGUGCCCUUGAGAAACUGCCCAAUGAUAUCACCAUUUUGACCCAACAGGCACGAGUUUUGGAGCUGGUUGGAAAUCUUACGGCUUCAGUGCGUCGCUAUCGGCAAAUAUCUCAGCUGGAUUCUAUGAACACCGAAGCGUUGGCCUGUAUAGCCGUGAGUUAUUUCUAUGGAAACCAGCCGGAAACUGCGCUACUGUACUAUCGAAGAAUUCUGUCAAUGGGAGCACACAGCGCUGAACUGUACUGCAACAUUGGACUCUGUUGUUUGUAUGGCGGACAGCUGGAUCUGGUGUUUCCUUGUUUUCAGCGUGCUAUUCGAAUGGCUACCAGUGCGGAUCUGAAGCCCGAUGUGUGGUACAAUUUGAGCUUCGUUGCACUGACAACCGGAGACGUCCAUCUGGCUCGCCGCUGCCUUCGCCUCUGCAUUGCCACCAACGGAUCCCACGGACCGGCACUGAACAACAUGGCCGUGAUGGUUGCCCGCCAGAAACAAUUCGCCAAAGCCAAAUCCUAUCUGAUGUCCGCAAAAGUCGCCCUGCCAAACUGCGACGAAAUUUUGAAUAACUUAGAAUAUAUAGAAAAUUUCGAAUAA
Topomyia yanbarensis is the source of this 2140-nucleotide messenger RNA. It is a transcript of the gene BBS8, whose product is annotated as tetratricopeptide repeat protein 8. Lineage: Eukaryota; Metazoa; Arthropoda; Insecta; Diptera; Culicidae. Gene Ontology annotation, molecular function: protein binding. The record is from RefSeq and is a predicted model, not a curated record. Gene Ontology annotation, biological process: non-motile cilium assembly. The transcript is spliced from 4 exons. Gene Ontology annotation, cellular component: non-motile cilium; BBSome; ciliary basal body. Bases 734 to 2140 code for a protein of 468 amino acids.